AUGCGGCAUCGCUUCAUCGACGUACGUAUCUCGGCACGGCCAAUACCGCCUACGGACGGCCAAUACGCCGUGCAAAGCUCAUUUCUCACGGCGCUGGCCGACCUUCUCGUCUCGAUACGUCGCGUGAACAAGCUUGCGUUGCGCGGUGUGUUCAAGGUGCGCUUUCCGGACGAGGCGGCUGCGGCGCUCACCGCAUGGAUCCAAGCGACACCGCUCAUGUCGCUGACGAUGAAGAACGUGGAGGAGGUCUCAUCCGCUCGACAACUCUGGGCAGAGCGAACGCGCGUCGCCUCACUUGAAACACGGCUUGGAGAGGACGGCGGGUCGACCUUGUGGGGUCACCUGACACACCUCGACGUCGAGCUCCUUCCACGUUCUCAAACGAGCUAUGUGGUCGAAAGGCUCGUCAACAGCGCGCUCGUGUUGCUACACGCGCGUAGUUCGGACGUGAGUCAAGACACGGACGGUCCUGAUGUGCAGAGCUUUCUCGAUGACGACCUUUCACGUCUGACGCGGCUCACAACAUUGCGCUUGACCAAAAUCCAUCUCUCGACGACCCACUGCCUCACGCUCGCACUGCUCUUACCGCGCUGCUCGCACCUCGGUCUCACGUCCAACAAGCUGCACGACGUUGAUGUCCUUGCCCUCGCGCUGUUCCUCCGACACGCCGCGCACCUCGAGACGCUCAUGCUCGUCAAACAAGGCUUUGGUGACGUCGGCGCAUCGGCGCUCUCGACUGCGCUCAUGCAAACCCUCGGCGCCAAGGCGCUGGGCUGCCUCCUCGCACAUCAUCCGCGGUUGGCGACCUGUCGCCUGCAAAACAACCCGCUGGGUGCGAACGGCGUUGCUGUGCUCUUGUUUGCGUGGACGUUAAGUGCGUUCUGCGAUGCGCUGCAAUCCACGACGACGCUGAACGAGCUCGGCGUCUCGAGCGUCGGUAACCUCGGUGGCUUUCACCGUCGGCGACUCCUGUCGACCCUCCAGACCUUGGCAUGGAACCCGCACUUGAACGGUCCCAUCAACGACGCAAGGCUACACGACCUCACAACGGCCGUCAGCCACACCCAGCUUAAGUCCCUCAACUGCAGCAUCUUCGGCUAA
Molecule: messenger RNA, 1101 nt
Organism: Saprolegnia diclina VS20
Lineage: Eukaryota; Oomycota; Saprolegniomycetes; Saprolegniales; Saprolegniaceae
Exons: 3
Coding region: 1-1101 (366 amino acids)
Source: RefSeq, a predicted model, not a curated record